Molecule: messenger RNA, 2150 nt
Organism: Panonychus citri (citrus red mite)
Lineage: Eukaryota; Metazoa; Arthropoda; Arachnida; Trombidiformes; Tetranychidae
Product: E3 ubiquitin-protein ligase RFWD3-like
Exons: 3
Coding region: 103-1743 (546 amino acids)
Biological process (GO): interstrand cross-link repair; protein ubiquitination
Cellular component (GO): nucleus
Molecular function (GO): protein binding; ubiquitin protein ligase activity
Source: RefSeq, a predicted model, not a curated record
AGUUCAAAUUUAAUUUUCUUUUGUUUUGUGUCUCAUUUAUCAAUUCAAUCGUUAAUUUGUUUUAAUUUGGUUAAGAAUUUAUGAUUUGCUUGUUGGUUUAUAAUGUCAUCUGGUUGUGAUGGAGGUUUUAGUUAUCCCUGUAAACGUAAUUCUGAUGGAUUACCUGUAAAUAAUAAUGGAAUUUGUGAUAAACAAGUACAAACAGAUGAUGACAGUUUGGAAAAUUCUUGGGAAAAGCUGAAAGAAGAUUAUCUAGAUGAAUCUGCAUGUUCCAUUUGUCUAGAAAGUUUUGUAACUUCUGGUGACCAUCAAGUUGCAGCUUUGAAAUGUGGUCAUAUUUUUGGUGAAAUUUGUAUUAGACGCUGGCUGAGUGAAGCUAAAGGAGAUGGUGGACCAAAGUGUCCAACUUGUAAAUCUAAAGUGAAAGCAACUGAUAUAAAAAUAAUUGUGCCAAAAUCUAUAAAGAAAUUAGAUUCAGCAGUGGUAGUUCAAUUUAAGGAAUUGGCUGCAACUACAAGAAACGAACGAACUAAAGUUCAAGCUGAAGUAGUCAAUAUAAACCAAAAAAUACAAGAAAUGAGAGAGACCUUUAUGAAUGAGCAGAAACUUUUUGAUGCUGCAUCAGAGGAAGUGAAACGGCUUGAGGCAAUAGAAAUGGAACUACAACUGGCCGCUGCUAAUGCCAGAUUCUCAGCAAACACUAAAGCUUAUCACCAAAAAGCAUCUUUUCAACCCUUGGUGGUGAAUAAACGUUUAGAUCUAGAAGUUGGCAGUGAAUCUCGUUUAUGUGCCGUCUCUGAUAUGUACGGUAUAAUUAUGAUAGCCCAGAAAAAAGGCUCUGGUCAUUGUCAAUCCUUUGGAUUAACCAACAUUGGUACAUCAACUUUCCGUACUACAGAAUAUAUUGGACUUCAUGAGAAACAAAUCAAAGAUAUCGCCUUUCACCCGUUCGAUGCCGUUGUACUUUCGGCAUCGUUGGACAAAACAGUCAAGAUAACCGACAUCUUCUCAUCCACAGCGGUGGCGACUUUUACCUGUGCAUCUCCAGUUUGGUCUUGUUGUUGGAACGAAGUAGACACUCGAACCUUUUAUGCUGGUUUAUCAAAUGGAACUGUCCACGAGUUCGACACAAGAAACAACACUGAACCUAAAUCUAUCAUUUCUGCCCCACCAGGUACAACAGGGACACCCUGCGUUUCUGUUAACUUUGUCCGAUCUGAACAAUAUACCGGAAUAAUUACAACCAGGCUACAAAACACUUCUUUUUCUUAUCGAGGAUCGCACGGAUUUGUUACUCAACCAUUACCCGUUUCUGGUAGUUUUAUGUCUUCUCAUUUUGAGCGUAAAACAGCAAAACUAUUAUACAGCGCUCGUCCAUCGAAGCACAAUUCUCGUGUAACACAUUCUCUUUGGUCAUUGUCAUUAAAUUCAAAUGGAGAGGAACCUCUAAUCAAAUGUGCACCCGAUAGAUGUUUUUAUGGGGGAAUUCAUGCCGACCAAGUGGUGAAAGGCCGCUUAUUUCCUCACCCUAAUAGGGAAGAUUCUUGUCUAGUCUUUGCUGGUGAUCAGGAUAUUGGAGGUUUAAUUGUUUGGGACACUCUCAAUACCGAACCUGUUCAAAAACUUGGUGGAAUUGGCCCUACUUUUGAUAUCGCUCAAGUUGAUCAAUGUAAUUCAACUAAUUCAUCGUUCGUUGCAUUAACGGAUAAAAGUUUAUAUUAUUAUAAUUGGACCUUGAAUUGAAUUCUACUCUUUCACCUUAAAUCAUAUUUGGUCUCAUUCUUGCAAUUAAUCAACAUGUUUUCUUUCCUCUUCUCAACAACUGCCAAUUGGUCACAAUCAUCAAUUAAUUGAUUGUUUAAUUGGAAAUGGAAAAUUGAAUCAAUAUCAGUUAAUUUUUUGGUUCAUCUUCUAAUUUCCACACAACUAAAAGAGAGUGAUUUCAACUUAUCUACAGUUUUAACACUCAAAGAGUUUAAUUUUUUUAUUAUCACUUGUGUAAUUAAGUCAUGAGAUACUUUUUUGAUAAAAUGAGAUUUUACAAACUUGUGAAAAGGAUUUUGUAAUUGUAAUUGUAAAUGAAAAUGAUGUAAAUAGUUUUUCUAUCCUCUCCUAAUUGAAGAUACAUUAAAAGAUGUAAUAGAAAUUGA